ACACUUAUUGGCACCUAUUGAUAAUUACUUGCGAAUUUUAAAAUAGUUUCUUAACUUUUAACGAUAUAAAACUAGCUACAUUAAAUUCGGAAAACUUCAACCGAAAGAAGUAAAAAUGCUUUAUUCUAUGUGAUAUUAUUAAAAAUUAUAACAGAUUGUCUAUAUUAUUACGCAUUUCAUUAGCAUUAAAAAUAUAUUAAGCAAAAUUUAUAAUGUCUUUUUUAUUAGCCGACUGCAUUAUAAUGGCAAAUUAAUUUAGCGUUGGCCACCUUUGAAAAUAUAGUUUUAAAUAUUCCUUUCUAAUUUCUCUAUAUAGAGGACAAACAAGUACAAAGUGACACUCGUUGUCUAUAGCGUGUCCGUUGCAAAACUUACAUUUUCUAUUUUCGCGUAGUAUCUUAUUAUAACGACCGCGUUUGAUCUCUAAUUUCUCUAUAUAGAGGACAAACAAGUACAAAGUGACACUCGUUUUCUAUAGCGUGUCCGUGGCAAAACUUACCUUUUUUAUUUUCGCGUAGUAUCUUAUUAUAACGACCGCGUUCGAUCUCUAAUUUAUGUGACAAGUAUGAGGCAAAACAAUACACCACCUCCGAGUUCCCGGCCAAGGUCGGUCAAGUGUACGGUGUUGUGCUGGAGUAAUGCACAUGUAUAUUGUUUAAAUUUUGUUGUAUUUUGUCACGUUCACUGUACAUUCUAUGCAUUUUUUUAAAUGUAUUUUUUGUAAUCAAGAAAAUAAAAAAAGUUCACACAUGUUUUAUGUCGUACGCCAUUUGAUUUAAUAGAAAAUAGAAUUCACAUGUUAAACAAUAGUAUUAUGUAAUUGGAAUUUAAUGAAAUUAUGUAUAUUUUGUAAUAAAGACUGUAACCGAUGUAUACAAAGUCAAAUUUUAAAGAAAAUUGCACCGAUUUGUAUUAAAAUGGAAACAAUAUCGAACAUAAAAUUAAUCUUAAAGUAUUUUACUCACGAUAGGGGAUUUAAAGGUUGCGAGGAGUUUUGGGGUUUGAUGUAAGCUACACCGUACACUAUACUUUUUCACUUACAGACACUUUCCGAGUGUAUUCUAUGUUAGGAAGUAAGAGAGGCUCUUGCAUAAAUCCAGUUAUGGAGGAAAGUGUCGUCCUUGAUUAGCCUAUGCAAACUGCACUGGCUAAUCUGGGACAACACUUUACGCACAUGCAUUAAACCCCGUUUUCACAGAGCGAGACUCAUAUUCUUAUAUUAUCAAUAAAAUUUGGUAACACAUGUCGUGUUCAUAUGGCACAAUUUCUACAUAGGCCACAGCCCCCCAGGUUGACGACGACGACGAUGCCGGUGACGCGGUUCGUGCAGUAUUCCCAGGCCGGGACAUGAAGGGCUGUGCCUUCCAUUGGAGCCAGGCAGUGUGGAGACGGGUCCAGCAUGAGGGCCUGGCUGAGGUCUACAGACGUCGCGGUGGCGUUUUCAAAUUUAUCCGCAUAUGAUGGCUUUACAAUUCCUUCCCGCUCCACACAUUCCACGUGCCUUCGAGACGCUAUUCGAGAGGGCAACGACAGACGCGACACGCCGCCUGGUCGACUACAUCAGCCGGCAGUGGGUCCACGGCGGGUCCUUUGAACCAAGUGACUGGUCUGUCUUCCGACAGGACGUCCGUACCAACAACGACCUUGAAGGUUACCACAACCGCCUGAAUGGGAAAGCCGGCAGCGGUGUCGGUUUCUACCGACUAGUUCCUCAUCUCAGACAGGAAUCUGAAAUGGUGAGGCUUCUCGUUGGAGGCAGCAACCUCCACCGGAUCACCACAACGCGAUCGGCAAAAGUUCAGAAGUUCCUGGUUUCCCUCUGGGACAAGUACGAGGCGAGAGAGUUCUCUGAGUUCCUGGCCAAGGGCGGUCAGGCGUACGGCGUUAUGCUGGAUUAAUGAACAUGCAUUUUGUCACGUUGACUGUGUAUUGUUUGUAGUUUUUCUUGUACAUGUAUAUUUCAUUAUGUAGUUAUGUUGUAAAUUAUGUUGUAUUUUAUCACGUUGACUGUACAUUGUCUGUAUUUUUUUCUCGUACAUGUAUUUUUUGUAAUAAAGAAUAUAAAAAAGUGCAUUCAUAAUGUAGCACUCCAUUUUGAUUUAAUAGAAAAUAUAAUUCACAUGUUAAACCAUAUUACUAUAUAAUUUAAAUUAAUUGAAAAUAUGUAUAUAUUGUAAUAAAGACAAAAAAAAACAUUUUUAAGAAUAAUAUGAUGUAAUGAUGUUGUAUUUUGUCAGUGUGACUGUAUA
This is a messenger RNA of Dreissena polymorpha, 2249 nucleotides long. RefSeq lists its product as uncharacterized. The coding region runs from base 1458 to 1898 and encodes 146 amino acids. Lineage: Eukaryota; Metazoa; Mollusca; Bivalvia; Myida; Dreissenidae. The transcript is spliced from 2 exons. The record is from RefSeq and is a predicted model, not a curated record.